AUGAAAUCGGUUCUAUCCGUUCAGUCCCAUGUUGUGCACGGAUAUGUGGGCGGCAGAGCUGCUACUUUUCCACUUCAGUACCUUGGAUGGGAUGUUGAUAACAUCAACACAGUGAACUUCUCUAACCAUACUGGCUAUGGAUUCGUGAGAGGUUCAGCAAUAGAGGCCAGCAAUAUGACUGCUUUGUUUCAUGGUCUCGUGGAUAUUAAGUGUAAAUACGAUGCCAUAAUCCUGGGUUACAUUCCCUCGGCAGAACUCAUCGACAUUAUGUCCACGAACGUGCAGCUGCUCAAGACCAACAAGCCAUCGACCAUAUACGUCUGCGAUCCUGUCAUGGGCGACCAGGGACAACUUUAUGUCAGUGAGGACUGUGUUGAGGCUUACAGAAGACUUUUACACGAAGGGCAGGUGGACAUCAUCACACCAAACCACUUUGAGUUAGAGCUUUUAAGCGGGUGCAAAAUCAUUAAUGAGACUGAUUUAAAAAUUGCUACAGACUACCUUCACAAAACUUGCAAAAUUAAGCAUAUAGUCAUCACGAGCUUGGGUGAUGAAUUUAAGCUAGGGGCAAAGAGUCAUUCGGAUACCAUAUACUGUGCUGUGUCUUCAUCCGACGAUUCCAGCUUGCAAUACUUUAGAAUCCCCGUCAUCAAGUCCUACUUCACCGGAGUUGGUGACUUAUUUACUGCACUCCUUCUAGACAAGUUUUAUAACAACCCGAAAAAUAUCAUGGUUGCCGUGAACCAGGUUCUCACCAUCAUGGCAGACGUGCUCAAGUUGACCCUUAAGCUCGGCAAGGAAGAAUAUCGUGAGUACAAGAAAAUACAUACCUUAGAAAAUGAAGACAUCUUGGAAGGAAAGAUGAAUGAUGCUGACUCCAUGAGAUUUUUCGAGCUACGGGUAAUUCAAGCUCGUGAAUUCUACAAUUAUACGGGAGAGGGACAGUUUGAACCAGUGUCAUCAUAA
Molecule: messenger RNA, 966 nt
Organism: Candidozyma auris
Lineage: Eukaryota; Fungi; Ascomycota; Pichiomycetes; Serinales; Metschnikowiaceae
Gene: BUD16
Product: putative pyridoxal kinase
Exons: 1
Coding region: 1-966 (321 amino acids)
Biological process (GO): pyridoxal 5'-phosphate salvage
Cellular component (GO): cytosol
Molecular function (GO): pyridoxal kinase activity
Source: RefSeq, a predicted model, not a curated record